This is a messenger RNA of Struthio camelus australis, 4247 nucleotides long. The record is from RefSeq and is a predicted model, not a curated record. NCBI's taxonomy places the organism in Eukaryota, Metazoa, Chordata, Aves, Struthioniformes, Struthionidae.
UCUAGAGAUUAAUUGGCUGUGGUGUCCAAAGUCUUCUACCCUGUCCUUUCCUGUCUGAGAAGAGUCUUAUUUUGUCUGUUCUGUAGAUGGCACGAUACGAAGAAUGGAGUCCAAACCGUCAAGAAUUCCUCGAAGGAUAUCUGUUCAGGCCUCUAGCACUUCGCUAGGAUCUAGAGCAUUGACUGGAAGCAGUCUAGCUGGUGCGUACAGUGCAAGAGAGUCUUCACGGAGAUUAGAGUCUGGAUACCAGGAAUCGAGUGUAUUGAAUAGUUCCAGUAGAGACUGGGGAAUUGGAGAAAGAGAGGCCCAUGAAACUCCUUGGAAGCUUGCAACGUCCUCUCCAACUCGCUACUCAGGGACACUUGAUCAUCCACGAUCUGGAAGAUUUUUGGGCAGCAGAAACAGAUUGUCUACAUCUUCCUCCUCUCAUUUUACAUCUGCGUGUUAUGGUGAGUCGGAGACAACUCAGGGAGCAUAUUCAAGACUGAAUAGCCAGCAGCGAGACAGCGAUUCAAAGAGACCAAAGCUAUCUUGCACAUCUACCUCUUCUCUGAGAAAUAAUGGCUUGAAUGCAAUUUCAGAUUCCUCUUGGAGGUAUAGUCGGAUUCCCAGGUCUUCGUCAGUGGUGCUUGGCUCUCUGGGAACUGAGCUGGUGAGAGAACGGAGAGAGUUAGAAAGAAGAACGGAUCCGUCUGCUAAUAAUCUGGUGGAUCACAGCCACAGAAACAAUGACUUUUCAUCUUCAACAUAUUUUCAUGACAGGCCUGCCUCUUCAUAUGCACAGGGAGCAAGACCAAAAGAGAAUUCGUUAAGCACUUUGAGGCUGAAUGCGUCCAUGAACCGCCAGUUGCCUUCUGAUCAUCAGCCAUCUUUUUUCAACAGAGACUCUCAUAUGAGCUCUUCAAGAUCCAGCUAUUCUUCAAGACAAAGGAGAAAUGGAAUGCAGUCUCCCCAGAGGAGCAUGCAGUCAGAAUUUGCUCAUACUGCCAUUAGAGAUGAAACUCCUUCCUCAGGUGGUUCUGAAAGGAUUUUAUCUGCGCAGAGGUCACUGAAUGAGCCUGCCCCUGAUAGUGAAGGAAGACGCACAACCAGACAGCUGCUGUCUCGUUUAGCGUCUAGCAUGUCAUCUACGUUUUUCUCACGAAGGUCUAGCCAAGACUCAUUGCAUACAAGAUCAUCAGGCUCUGAGGAGUCCUGCGUUGUUCCAAGAGUUCAAGCUUCUACUCUGUCUAGCGCUAAUGCAGCUGCAGCUCCUGAAGUUCCAGGGCUUCAGACAUCUGAAGCUUCUCAGGGAUUUAGUUUUCUUAGACGAAGAUGGGGUUUAUCAGGAGUUUCACAGAACCAUAACUCUGACGGGGAAAGUUACAGACCAGACUCUGAAAGUAGGAGCGCAGGAUCCUGGUUAUCGUCAUCUUUGAGGAACAGGUGUACACCUCUCUUCUCUAGGAGGAGGAGAGAAGGAAGAGAUGAAUCUGCAAGGAUCUCUACCUCUGAUACACCUGCUAGAUCACAACAUGUCUUCAGAAGGAGAGAGUCAGGUGAGGAGACCUCUCUUGAAGCAUCAGAUAGCCCUCCUAGGGCUUCUGUUAACAGACCUCCAACACCUGCAGUAUCUGGUAUCCCUACAGCUACUGCCUCCCCACCAGAUUCAACCCACAGUAGGAGAAGUUCUGGAAUUCUGCCUGGUUCUCUCUUUCGCUUUGCAGUGCCUCCAACAUUAGGAAGCAGUCUCUCUGACAAUCUUAUGAUAACUGUAGAUAUUAUUCCCUCUGGCUGGAAUCAAUCUGAUGGACCGGAAAGUGACAAGUCUAAAAUACCACCUUCAAGAGAUCCAGAAAGACUCCAGAAAAUCAAAGAGAGUCUGCUCUUAGAAGAUUCUGAAGAUGAAGAGGGUGACUUGUGCAGAAUCUGUCAGAUGUCUUCUGCAAGCUCUAACAACCUUUUAAUAGAGCCAUGCAAAUGCACUGGAAGUCUGCAAUAUGUUCACCAGGAGUGCAUGAAAAAAUGGCUGCAGUCCAAGAUUAAUUCAGGUUCUUCUUUGGAAGCGGUAACCACUUGUGAAUUGUGUAAAGAGAAGUUGCAUCUUAAUCUUGAAGACUUUGAUAUUCAUGAACUCUAUAGGGCACAUGCAAAUGAACAAGCAGACUAUGAAUUUAUCAGCUCUGGUCUCUACCUUGUAGUGUUGUUACACUUAUGUGAACAGCGCUUUUCUGAUAUGCUGGGAACUUCAAAUGAGGCCAGCACGCGUGUCAGAUUUAUUAACCUUGCAAGAACUCUUCAGGCACAUAUGGAAGAUAUUGAAAGUAGGUGUUCCCACCCCUCCUCCCCCCAUUAGAUUCACUCAGAGUUACAUGCAUACAGUCCUCUUUGUCAAGAUUCAUACUACCAAAUUUAGUCACUGAAAAAUUGACUUUACCUAGCAGUGUUUUUUCCAGUUUCGGUAGAAUUGUUUUGGGGGAGAACUGACUGAAUUUUCCGUGAUUGAUUUCCCAACAGCAGAGGGAACUGAGGAAGUGUCUUCUGCAAGUGAUACCAAGAUUCCUCACUAGUUACAGUGUGGUUAUUUUAAUUCUAGUAGAACAUAGUUAUGGAACUGGUGGUGACCUUCAGGCUGUAGCAUUUCACAUGAGUCCUAGUAGGAAAGCAACAUUUUGGAUCGAAUUGGACUGCACUUAAUUAUGAUAGUCUCAGAAUUAUCCACUUUUGGGUUCAAAAACAGUUGCCUGCUUUGCCAAAGCACUAGCCUACUUUUCACCACAUGGGUCCUGUGUUGUGGUUAAAUUCACAAGUAUAUGCUGACUUUUGGUCAACUUAACCUGCAUUUAAGUAUUAUUCUUGAGCAUUAUGAAUAGACAAUGGAAAGGUACCUGGGGCUACUUCUUUUUCUAGGGCGUUUGUGUCUGUCUGCCUGUCCCCCUCAACACGCAAAGUUUUUAUAUGGAUUUAUCUUUCAGUUCAUAAGAUUUUGGUAUUCAGAGUACAAUAGGGAAUGCUAUAAAAGGAAAUAAGUUUUCCUUUAGUUUAGCAGAUGAUUAUUUCUAUAUUCAGAGCAUUAAAUAAUAUUUUUUUUAAAUAAAUGUGGAUUGUGGAGGUGAGAAUUUAUUCCGUAGUUAUGUGUUUCCUUGUUACAAUAGAAAUUAAUUUUAAUGAGGAGUGUUUCACACAGUAGUUUGGCCUAUGUUUUAUCUAGGCUUGGCCUAUGUUUUAUCUAGGCUUUACCAAACUUGCAGGUGAGGAUUACUGAAGUAAACUUUAAUCUUGACACUAUUUUGUUGCACUUCCUUUUUAAGAAGCAUUUUUAGGGGACCGCAGAAGCGACAAGACAGACCAUGCUUCCUUCUUUAUGUUCAGAGAUUGACUUUGAGAUGGAUUCUUGGGUGUGCAAAUACUUUCUUGGCAAGAGAGUUUGCUCAAGAGGACAGAUAAAACUCCUGUUAGGCACAAGAUAACACAUUACAAACGUACUGUAGAUGUUUGAUCUGGCUUUUUAUCACAGUUAUCUGGCUUUUUAUCACAGUUGACAAGUAUGUAUUUGUUCUUUAAUUCAUCUCGCAAGGAAAUCCUGUGCAUACUUAGGAUUCAUGUUCAUUUCACAUAAAUUGAAGGAAGGGGGGGUGGGGAGAGAAGCUUCUGCUUCAAAGUAAGACUGAUUUAAUUGCAUUAAACAAUAUAUAUUUUUAAUAGUUGUUCUGUUUUAGAGUACUGCACAUUUCUAGAUAUUUUAGUGUGCAAAUAGUUAACUAUGUGAGUCAUUUAUUUCCCUUGGGUUGAGUGCAGCUGUCAUGGAUUGUACAUACUCUCCUGUUACUACUGUUGGAAUUAGUCACUGUAAACAUUAUAUAAAAGUUGAGUCUCUGGCAUAAUCUUCCUUUUGUAUUCUUCCUUUUAUUUUAUGUUGAGGGGGAGCAGGAGGGCUCUGCAGUUGGUAAUAAUGGACUUGAGCUUAAAAAUGAUACGUUUUUAGACAUGAAAGACAUUUAAGAAUUAAGCUAUAUAAUUAAUAUAAACAAAGUUUUGAUUUGUGGGACGUUUUGAUUUUAUAGUCUGGUAUUAUAAAGUUACCUUUAUUUCCACUGCUCAUCCUAAGCUAAAAGUGCUCUAAUUCUGCAUUUCACAGAGCUUUAUGAGGGCUUCUGAUUAUACUAUGUUGUUCCAACAGCUUCUGAGGAUGAUUCUGAAGACAGUGAUACUGGCAGAACUCUUGACACUGCUUAGUACUGCGCAAGGCAGUGGAAGUGCUGCAGAGA